Messenger RNA from Penicillium subrubescens, 3084 nucleotides. RefSeq names its product putative serine/threonine protein kinase. Bases 1 to 3084 code for a protein of 1027 amino acids. Gene Ontology annotation, cellular component: cytoplasm. Gene Ontology annotation, biological process: protein autophosphorylation; actin filament organization; actin cortical patch assembly. NCBI's taxonomy places the organism in Eukaryota, Fungi, Ascomycota, Eurotiomycetes, Eurotiales, Aspergillaceae. The transcript is spliced from 3 exons. The record is from RefSeq and is a predicted model, not a curated record. Gene Ontology annotation, molecular function: ATP binding; protein serine/threonine kinase activity.
AUGUCUGCCUACGCAUCUCCUACCCACGCCCAACAGGGCCACGCUGCGGCUGCGGUCCCGCGACAAUUCCCCGCGUUCAACCCGGUCGCCGUUGUGACCGCACCGGCGGGCACCUUUCUCCCCGGGACCAAGGUUCAGGUGGGCAGUCAUCGCGUGGUGGUGGAAAAGUACCUGUCCGAGGGUGGUUUCGCUCAUGUUUACGUGGUGCGGCUGCCACAGCCGGUCAAUGGCACGGAGACGGCUGUGCUGAAGCGGGUUGCCGUUCCCGACAAGUCGGCUCUGGCCAGCAUGCGCACCGAGGUAGAGACCAUGAAGAAGCUAAAGGGACACCGGCAUAUUGUCAGAUAUAUCGAUUCGCAUGCCUCGCAGUUACAAGGAGGCGGAUACGAGGUCUUCCUCCUCAUGGAGUAUUGCGGGGGCGGUGGUUUGAUUGACUUUAUGAACACGCGACUUCAAAAUCGGUUGACGGAGCCCGAGAUUGUCAAGAUCUUCUCGGACGUGGCCGAGGGAGUGGCUUGCAUGCACUACCUUAAGCCGCCAUUGCUGCACCGAGAUCUCAAGGUGGAGAACGUUUUGAUCUCGCGCUCCCAGGGUUCGACCAUCUAUAAGCUGUGCGACUUUGGAUCCUCGGCACCUCCCCGUCCGGCUGCUACAUCAGCUGCCGAGGGGCGCUUGAUUGAGGAUGACGUGCAGCGCCACACGACAAUGCAGUACCGCAGCCCGGAAAUGAUCGAUGUUUACCGGAAGCAACCAAUUGACGAGAAGAGUGACAUUUGGGCGCUUGGCGUGUUCUUGUACAAAUUAUGUUACUAUACGACACCUUUUGAAGAGGUUGGGCAGAUGGCUAUCCUUAACGCUAGUUACAAAUUCCCCGCAUACCCUCAGUUCUCGGAUCGGUUGAAGAUGUUGAUCGCGAUUAUGCUCAAGGAGAAUCCGCAAAAGCGUCCGAAUAUAUACGAAGUGGUCAAGGAGGUUUGCGACAUGCAAAAGAAGGAAGUGCCAAUUCGCGAUAUCUACUCCAAUCGGUCAGUCUCCGAAGCGCGCCGAAAUCAGGAACUACCUCCUACGCCAACAGAAGCACCUGCAGUGGGCGCCACAUUCUCGCCUCCCAUGCAGGAGACUGAGAUCAUUCCCGAGAUUGCGCCCAUGCGAAGAGGCCGGCCCGGGAAACCUCAAUCAUCUGCACACAGCUCUGCCAAACCAAGUCCUUCCCCAUACCGCGGUGGUUCCAAGACCUCAUCCCACGACCCCUUUGCGGCACUGGAUGGAAAUGCCAAGAAGAGUGCGGAUGAACUGUCAAAUCGAUUCCCAACGCUGGACCAGUUUGAUAUCCUGCACGAGAAGGGAGACAAGUUCGAGUUUGAGCCAACCGUGAAGGAGGCCAAAUCAGAGGACGAGGACCUUUCACAGAGACUCACAAAUGCGUUGGCUGAUGAUGCUUUUGCACGAAGGGCCUCUCCAGAGCGACAAGCGCCUUCUGCAGAUCGGCGAUCGCAGAUCUCGCCAGUGCGGCCACAGAAGCCUCAAGAAGUGUCGAAUCGACAACAAGCUCCUUUAUACCAGCCGACUCCUAAGCGGCCUGGAAUGGUCUCUACAGGCACGAUGACAUCUCCCUCUCAAACACCCCGUCUGCAAGAGCCGAAGAUCUCCAGCCGACCCAUCUACCGCUUCCCUGCCCCAGAGAAUGAGCGAAGACCCUCCAGCCAGCCCUGGACAGAAGACGAGCAGAAAGCCUCCGGAUACAAGGCUCCUUCACCACCAUCAGCCAAUCUUAGGCCGGAGGCCAGCCCCCGGCUAUCUUCUGAACGGUUAUCCACCCACUCUAAUUCCGCACGCCCCUCCAUGGAGACUCUGCGACGACCAUCCGGUUUGGAAGCGACUGAUCCAGUGGGUCGGUCCAAGUCUGCUAUCGCGAAGGCACGCCCUGUCUCGGUUCAAGCUUCAUCCCGCUAUGACCUCCCGCGUGACACGGAGACGUCACGUUCCUCUUUGGACCUCCCACACAUGCAAUACGAAGGUGGUGCUCCUCUCCGACCCGUCCGCACCGAGAUUGACCGGGAAUAUGAGCGAGCUAACAUCUCCUCGGACGUGGACUAUCUACGAGCCAAGGAAGAGGAGGAAAGCAACCGCAAGCGCGAGAAACGGUCCAGCAGUGGUGCUAAGCAUGCCAAGCGAGGAAGCUUAUCUUCUUUAUCACUCUCUGGAAGCAAGACAUUAUUCGCUGGUCGUUUUGGCGAAGCAUUCCGCCGAUUCGAAAGCACAAACCAGGACAAGCCCUCCACCCCGACAGCGGAAGAAUAUCCUCAGCACCACAAGGCUCUGAUCGGCGAUUCAGAGGCUUUGGACUCGCCGCCAAAUGAGGGACUGUCGUCAUAUGAAGACGAUGUAUUGGAAGAUGUGGACCGCGAUGAUAUCUCCCCGGAAAUGCGACGCGAGCUCGAGCGCCGCCGGCUCUCUCAGGAAGAGAAACGUGUUGCCAAUGCUGCAGCAGAGUAUAGGCGCCGGGUCGCCGAAGGCGAUGGAAGCGGACAGCAUCGAUCUCGAGCCAUUCUGAACCGGGUGCAAAAUUUCAUUGGCGAGUCCAACAAGCCCCAGGUGGCUCCUAAGACUGCAACCGGGUAUGGGAAGUACACGGACGCCGGGGCUUUGCAGGCAAAGCCAGGCAAUGACAAUCAAGCUCCACCCUCGAGCGCUCUCCCCGUCUCUCGUACCCCCGGCCCUAUUUACGGUGCCCGCGAAGGGACCAUGGCCCCGCGGGACCGUCGCGAAGGUGCUAGUGCCCCUGCAGGUUUGACACAAUCUGCCACCGCCACUGCCAACUCUGCUGGAUACUCGUCCGUUCGUCCCCCGUCACGACCGACAGCCCCCCCAAAGCCAAAGAACCUGCGUGUAGGCGGACAGGACUCGUCCCGACCCAGCACAAGCCAAGAUCGCAGCCCCUCCGUUCAAGCGACACCAACGAGUCCCGGAGGAGAAGACUGGGAAGCGAACUUUAGCCGACGAUUCCCUAGCUUGUCUGGCCUAGAGAUGGAGACGGAGAUUGAGGUCCCGAAAUACCCCAAGCUUAGAACCCGGGAGGUUUAG